This is a messenger RNA of Ostrinia nubilalis (European corn borer), 1506 nucleotides long. RefSeq names its product putative nuclease HARBI1. Lineage: Eukaryota; Metazoa; Arthropoda; Insecta; Lepidoptera; Crambidae. The record is from RefSeq and is a predicted model, not a curated record. Bases 328 to 1506 code for a protein of 392 amino acids. The transcript has 7 exons.
ACAAAUGGCUCAAUUGAAUCGUAAUCGAAUCUCAAUAGAAUUAUUUGACACUUUUGGUAUUCUGCUAUUAAAAAAAGACCAAUGAUUUUCCAAUGGCAUUCCAUUGAACUGCCAUUGGACUAUUUGGUAGUCUGCUCUUCAAUCGUGUUACAAUCGUAAAUCGAUUGUGGGUUAAAAUGGUAUUCUACUAUUAUUUGACGUUUGUUUGAUAUUUGGACCAAUGAACUCGCAGUGUCAAUUUUGCUAUUGAAGUACGAUUGAGCAACAAUACGUGUUUCUGUGGUGUUACUCAAGCAAAUUGUUGGUAUUUUGAUAAAAAAAAUCGACAUGAGACCAUCAGUGGUGUCCUUAAGGUGGCGUAUUUUGGCGCUAGCAAAUGCCAGAGACCGAAGACGCCAAAUGGCAAACCGGCGCCGUAAAACGCGUGCCUAUAUAAGGCGUACAGUGGAUGCCUUAGAAGAUUUGCCCGAGUCGGAAUUUAUAAAAACCUUUCGGCUCGGAAAGCCACAAGUGAGGGCACUGACGGAGGUACUCACUCCGUAUCUGACACAAGCGAGGACGCGAAGGGAUGCGAUAUCCCCCAGUUUAAAGAUACUUAUUGCUCUCAGUUUCUACGGAACUAGGUCAUACCAGACUUUGGUUGGCCAAAGCUUAUUCCACCAUGUGUCACAGACCACUGUCUCAAGGGCUGUGAGACAAGUGACUGAGGCACUCAAUAAGCCUGACAUUUUCAAAAGAUAUGUUGUCUGGCCCAUGCAAAGGCAAGACAGAAACAUAAUCAAGGCAAAGUUUUAUAGAUUCGGGAUUCCCGGAGUGUUGGGCUGUAUUGACGGCACUCAUGUGGCCAUCCUGAGCCCGGUUGUCCAUGAGGAGAGGUAUUUUAACAGAAAGGGAUACCAUUCCCUAAAUGUUAUGAUUAUAUGUGAUUCUGAAUUGAAUAUCAUGUGUGUGGAUGCAAGCAGCCCUGGGUCAGCCCACGAUUCAAGUGUGUGGCAAAGCCAUCCAAUAUAUAACCACAUGAAGGAGUUGUGUGAUGCUGGGGAGCAUGUGUUUUUAUUGGGUGAUAGCGGAUAUCCACUAAGAAUGUUCAUGAUGACCCCGAUAUUAAAUACCGUGGAAGGGACACCGGAGCAUCACUUUUAUCAGCUGCAUGUGACUGCACGCAAUUCAGUGGAGCGCUGCAUUGGGGUGUUAAAAGCUCGUUUCAGAUGUCUGCUAGUUGCACGAGCCUUGCACUAUAACCCAGUGACUGCUGGGAAAAUAGUCAAUGCUUGCUGCGUGCUGCAUAACAUUGCAAACCGAAGCCGAUUGCCGGUGACACCUCUUUCACCGGAGGAAGCCCAUGUAGAGAGGGUACGACAGCAUCAAAUUGAAAGUGAAAUAGCAGCAUCAGCGUCAGCACAGGGACUAGACGAACCAAACCGACGCGUCAACCUUGACCUCCAUAGAGGAAGAAUGAUUCAAAGAGCCCUCAUUGAGAGGUUAUGGAGAGAAAGACAAAAUUAA